Molecule: messenger RNA, 1900 nt
Organism: Juglans microcarpa x Juglans regia
Lineage: Eukaryota; Viridiplantae; Streptophyta; Magnoliopsida; Fagales; Juglandaceae
Product: suppressor protein SRP40-like
Exons: 8
Coding region: 124-1809 (561 amino acids)
Molecular function (GO): protein binding
Source: RefSeq, a predicted model, not a curated record
ACUUCUCGUAACCAAACGAAAGCCAAAUUACAAGCCAAUAAUAGAUAUCUCCAUAACGAAAGCCAGCGAGCUUCAAAAACCCUAAUCCCUGCAUGCUAAACCCUCCCCCACUGCCAUAGGUUUAUGUCUUCGACCCCCGGCGUUUCGGUGUUUGAACAGCUCACUAGCAUGCCCAAAACCCUAAUCAGCCAGAACCCACCUGUGGACCCUGCCCUUCUGGCCCUGAAGCCUCGCCAAGUUCUGCUUGCAAACCCAAGCACCAUGAGGAAGCCCUGCUCCGAUAAGGCCUCCUCCGGCACCCUAACUGCGGACCAGAAGCUCCUCCUCCUCGAGGCUGUUGCCCAUUUCUUGGACCGCAAUGGGUUCUCCAAGGCCCUAAAGAAGUUUCGAUCCGAAGCUCAAGUCGAGAAAGAUGGUUUGAAGGGUUCAGCAUUGGAUUUGGAAGAGAUUUACUCCAAGUAUCUGGAGGUGUGGAAUGAUUCCAACACAAAAGUCAAGUUCCAGAAUGAGCAACAAAUAAAGAAUGAUGACAUCAUUAAAAGAGAUGGUGAACGUGCCUCCACUGUGGCUUUGGAAAAUGGAAGUAAGAAAAAUAGAAAAAGUAGUGAGGGCAAUAAAUGUGAUGUUGUCAGUCAAUCUGAAACCACAGUCCCUCAUUCUAAAAAUUCCAAGGAGAAGCUAACAAAUGGUGCAGCCCCAGAAUCAAAUGUAAGAUCUAAAGAAAUGAAAGAAGGCAAGAAGAUUUCUGAUUCUCUUGUGCAAGGAACUAGAUCACUUGUGGAGGAACCUGGUAAGAAAAGAAAGGAGAAAGAGAAAAAGAAAAAGAAAAGCAACUCAGAUUCUGGAUCUUUUAUUAAUUAUGUAGAACAUUAUCAAUUGGAAUCACUGCCUGUAGCAAUUGAAGAAAAACCUAAUGAAAUGGUACUCUCAGAAGGCCAAUGUGUUGGUGAGGACACGGAGAAGACAUUGAAGCAUAAGAAGAAAAAGAAAGAUAAGCCUAUUUCCGAUUCUCUUGACAACGCCAAGCAAGGUGGCUUGGAUGGAAAGCAAGGGGUAGUUUCUACAACAUUUAAGGAUGCAGAGUGUUCAAGAGAUCCCCAAGCCAAUAAUUCAGGCUCUACUCUGGAAGUGAGCAGUGCCAAAUCCAAAAGUAAAAAGAAAAAGGUGGAUGGUUCGGUUUCUGAAAGUUUACUUAGUGCAGAUUCAAAGGAUAUUGAGAUAAGAGAUGCAAAUGGAAAGAAUGAGAAAAAGAAAGAAUGUAAGACGCCAGAUGAGGAUGCUGCUAACAAUAUAAGAGAAGUUCCAAAAAAAAGAAAGAGAUUUAGUUCUGAAGAAAACGAUUUCCAACCUGUUGACAAAAAGGCAGCUGAAGAACAGAAACUUAGGAAGGUAGAAGGUUUGGAAGACUCUGAGAGAAGUGAGCAAGAAGCCAUGGUCAAUGCAUCCCUAGGAAGUGAUAAAAGUGCUGAAAAAGCAUUUGGAAACCUUGAAAAAAAUGGAAAGGAACCUGCCUUUCAGAAAACCAAGAAGCAACGUAAUGGUUCAGUUGAGCCAAAGACAGGGAAUGCAUUCCAGCGGGUAAAAUCUGAUGAGGUGGUAUUUACUGAUGAGAGGCUUAAAGAUAAUUCUUACUGGGCAAAGGAUGGUGCAGAAAGUGGCUAUGGUGCGAAAGCACAAGAAAUUCUUGGGCAAGUUAGGGGACGGGAUUUUCGUCAUGAAAAGACCAAGAAGAAGCGUGGGACUUACAGAGGAGGGCAGAUCGAUUUGCAAUCACACUCCAUUAGGUUCAAUUAUUCAGACGAUGAGUGACCAGAAAUAUUUCUUUGCUAGACAGGUCUCUGCUUUUUAUUCUUUCCAUUGAUUUUGAUCGUAUAAAUGGGAACACUACUUUCUUUUCCAA